Prunus armeniaca (apricot) is the source of this 2511-nucleotide messenger RNA. Lineage: Eukaryota; Viridiplantae; Streptophyta; Magnoliopsida; Rosales; Rosaceae. The record is from the annotation of a GenBank genome assembly.
AUGUUUUUGCAUGCAUGCUUUAUUCUUUACUCAUGCAUUGGUUUGACACACAGCGGAAAUGAUACAGAUCGACUGGCCUUGCUUGAAGUCAAGGCUAUGAUAACCCAUGACCCUUUUGGAGUUCUGACUACAUGGAAUGAAACCAACCACUUUUGCCGUUGGCAUGGAGUUACUUGUGGACGUCGUCACCAGAGGGUUACAAGGUUGGACCUGCAGUCCUUGGAACUUGCAGGCUCUAUAUCACCACAUGUUGGAAACUUGAGUUUUUUGAGAGAGAUUUAUCUUCAGAACAACAGCUUGAGCAGUGAAAUCCCUCAAGAAAUCGGUCAUCUGCGCAGAUUGCAAAAUCUACAAUUGGAUAAUAAUUCACUGAGUGGAAGGAUUCCCGAGGAGCUUGGCACCUUGUCAAAGCUAAGAGUACUUGCAAUUCACCGAAACAACCUCACAGGAGCUGUCCCUCACACCUUAAGCAACUUAUCAUCUCUUGAAUCCCUUUCGGCAUCUUCUAAUAAUUUGAAUGGGACUGUUCCUGAUUUUUUUGGUCAUAUGACCAAUAUUACAUAUCUUGGUUUGAGCGAAAAUACAUUGUCUGGUAUGAUCCCUCCCUCAAUCUUCAAUAUCUCUUCUAUAAGAUUCUUUUAUGUGGUAGGAAACAGAAUUCAAGGGACUCUGCCCUCAAACUUAGUGCAGCUUGGAAUGUCAGGAAACCAACUACAUGGAGCAGUCCCUUCUUUGAUAAAAUUAUCUAGGCUUGAGAAACUAGUUCUCGGAAAGCUUCAGAAAUUAUAUGAAUUAGAUAUGGCAAUGAACUCUUUUGCUGGGAAUGUUCCAUCCUCUUUGGGAAAUUUAACUCAGUUAACGAAAUUAUAUUUGUCUUACAACAACCUUCAAGGCAAUAUCCCUUCGAGUUUAGCGAAGUGUCAUAAUUUGAUGCUCUUAUCUCUUGCCUAUAACAAUCUUAGCGGUUUCAUACCCCAAGAAGUCAUUGCUAUGCCACCUUCAUAUGUUGCUCUCUACUUGCAAAACAAUCGUUUUUCUGGUUCCCUUCCCCAGGAAGUGGGAAAUUUAAUAAACCUGGAGUAUUUAUCUGUUUCUGAAAACAUGUUAUCUGGUAAAAUUCCUGCAAAUCUUGGUCAGUGUGUAAGGUUAGAAUAUCUAGAAAUGCAGAGAAACUUCUUCCAAGGGGAAAUUCCAUCAUCUUUGAGUUCACUAAGAGGUAUUAUAGAAGUACAUCUUUCUCAGAACAACUUGUCAGGCACAAUUCCAGAAUUCUUGGCGCGUUUCGAAUUUCUGCAGUAUUUGAAUCUAUCUUAUAACAAUUUUGAGGGCAUGGUACCAAUCGAAGGAGUUUUCAAGAAUGCAACUGUGACAUCAGUCAAAGGAAAUAGUAAACUUUGUGGCGGUAUACCUGAGUUUCAAUUGCCAAAAUGCAAACUUCCACAUUCCAACAAGAGAAGAUUGAGCACAACCUUGAAACUCAUCAUAUCUCUCAUUGGCGGGCUUCUUGGCAUCACUUUUGCACUCACAUCUCUGUACCUCUGUUGGUUUCAGCGAAAAAGAAAGGUGCAUACUUCACGUGAUUCAGAAAAAUUCCUCAAGGUGUCAUACCAAAGUCUUCUGAAGGCUACUGAUGGAUUCUCCUCUGCCAACUUGCUUGGUACAGGCAGUUUUGGGUCUGUCUAUAAGGGGUUACUUGAGCAUGGUGAAACAACUGUUGCCAUCAAGGUACUCAACCUGGUUCGUUCUGGUGCUUCCAAAAGUUUCUUUGCAGAAUGUGAGGCCUUGAAAAAUAUUAGACAUCGUAAUCUUGUGAAGCUUAGACGCAUGGUUGCAUCCAGCUCCCACAGUUGGCGAGGCAAAUCAGCGAUCAAGGAGUUUAACUUUUCUCAGAGGUUGAACAUUGCUGUUGAUGUUGCUAUGGCAUUGAAUUAUCUCCAUCAUCAAUGUGAAGCACCAAUAGUUCAUUGCGACGUCAAGCCAACCAACGUUCUUCUCAAUGCUGAUAUGAUUGGACAUCUAGGCGACUUUGGAUUGGCAAGAUUCCUUCCUAGAGCUGCUAAUCAAUCAAGCUCCGUUGGAGUAAAAGGAACAAUUGGUUAUACUCCUCCAGAGUAUGGCAUGGGACAUGAAGUGUGGACAAAAGGUGAUGCGUACAGUUAUGGCAUCCUCUUAUUGGAAAUGUUUACAGGUAAAGCACCAACCCAUAUCAUGUUUCAAGGAACUUCGAACCUUCCUAACUUUGUCAAGGCAGCUCUGCCUCAUCAUGUGGUAGAGGUUCUGGAUCCCAUUCUUUGUCAUGAAAAAGAGGACUGGGAGAUGAGCACAAAUAAUGCUUCUUGUGAGGAUAGCUUAAGGGUUCACAACAAAAUGGAAGAAAGCUUGAUUUCCAUUUUAGAAAUUGGAUUUGCUUGCUCUGCGGAACUGCCGAGGGAACGACUGGACAUUUGUGAUGUUGUGACUGGGAUGUGUCUGAUUAGAAACAAACUUAGGGCAUAUAGAAUAUGUGAAUAG